Verticillium alfalfae VaMs.102 is the source of this 2424-nucleotide messenger RNA. Its product is annotated as GTPase-activating protein GYP7. The record is from RefSeq and is a predicted model, not a curated record. The transcript has 5 exons. Bases 1 to 2424 code for a protein of 807 amino acids. Gene Ontology annotation, molecular function: GTPase activator activity. Gene Ontology annotation, biological process: activation of GTPase activity. NCBI's taxonomy places the organism in Eukaryota, Fungi, Ascomycota, Sordariomycetes, Glomerellales, Plectosphaerellaceae.
AUGACCUCAGACCCCCCGCCCUCCUCAGCAGGGGCCUCUCGCGAUGCAGCUCCCGCCAAACCACAGAGAAGCUCGUCGCCAUCGGGCAGCUACUAUGCCUUGAGCGACGACGACGAGGGUGAGUACAACACCAUCACACACACCGAGACGGGACGUGGUGUGAAGCUGCUCUUUUCCAAGAGCAAGGUCUACGUCCACCCAACCCCGUCUGCCAAAGACAACAUCCCAGGCUACAUCGCUCUGCUCCAGCAAAAAGGUCACCGAAAUGGCCGGCCCCUUUCCUCCUCAUCGCUCGAGCCUGGCUCCGUCGCCUCGUCAGAUCUCCUCCUCGCCUGGCUGCCCGAAACAUCGCUGGGCGCUUCCGAAAGCAUCUACGUCAAGGUCGACCUCAGCGACGCCGAGUCGCCCCCCAAGCAAUCCUACCUCGUGCCCCCACCGCCCACCGUCACCGCCCACCAGGGCUCCAUCGGCCACUACGCCUUCGCCAUCCCCGUCAGCGCCAUCUAUUCACUGCUCGUCCGCCCCCCGAGCCUGGGCUGGUGGUACGGCUCCCUGAUCAUCAACUCGAGGGCCGGCGACAGCUUCCCCGCCCUGUUCUUCCACGAUGGCGAAUGCCAGAGCACCAUCCUCAAGAGGAAGCAGCGCGCGCGCGAGAACUUUGAUCCCUUUGGCGACAAGGGCGAGAUGUUCUGGGGUGGCGACGAGGUCCUGCGCUGGCUGCGACGAUAUAUCGACAUUCAACGGUCCGAGGCCGAGCCCAACAUCUACCUCGUCGAGCCGAGCAAGGAAGACAGCGAGGCCUUUGGUGGCAAGCUGACGUCCAGUCAGACACAAAUUGGGCGCAAGGACAGCACCACGGGCAUGAACGUCCAGGGUGCUGCCGGCGCAGGAUCGUCACGGGGCGCAGGACCCGAUGCCCAGAUGGAUCCCUUUGUCAAGUUUGUUAAGGAGACUGGCUGGAACAUUAUGGAAAAGUUCAGCAAGGUCACGACCAUGACACGCCGCGCCGCCCAAGACGCCAUCCAGAACCCCAACGUCCCUCCACAGAUGAGGCGGCUGCUGAGAAACCCGGAGGUGCAAACCAUCCAGGAGGAGUUUGACAGCGCGAGGAUCUACCUGGCUAGGUGGGCCAUGGGCAUUGCCGAACAGAGCGAGCGUGAUCGCCGACAGAGGAUCUGGACCGCGAAGGACGUGCUGGAGCUCGAAGAUACAGACGUCGGCGAGUUUGAGCUGCUGGAUGGUACGAGCGGCCUGUCGAUGGAGGAGCGCAGGAAGCCCGUCACGGCCAAGGAGUGGAGUACCUUUUUCGACGCGCGCACCGGGCGGUUGACCGUGACUGUCGAUGAGGUCAAGGAGCGCAUCUUCCACGGAGGUCUCGAUCCGGACGACGGCGUGCGCAAGGAGGCUUGGCUGUUCCUUCUGGGUGUGUACGACUGGCACAGCACUGCCGAUGAGCGCAAGGUCCAGAUCAACUCGCUCAGGGAUGCCUUUGUCAAGCUCAAGGGAGCCUGGUGGGAGAGGCUCGUGGAUCUCGGCGGUGAAGGAGAGGAGGGCGAGUGGUGGCGCGAGCAGAAGGGCCGUAUCGGUCAGUACACCACAGCGACGCAGAAUCCAACGUUCGUGCUAACAGCCACCACAGAGAAAGACGUUCACCGUACGGACCGCAACGUCCCCAUUUUUGCAGGGGAAGACAUCCCCCAUCCAGACCCUGACUCUCCCUUCGCCGAGGUCGGCACCAACGACGAUGCCAUUGCGUUCUGGGGCUUUCAGCACUUCAUGGACCGCAUGGAGCGCAUCUUUCUCCGCGACCAGUCCGGCAUGCGCAACCAGCUCCUGGCCCUCGACCAUCUCGUCCAGUUCAUGGACCCCAAGCUGUACAAGCACCUCCAGUCUGCCGACAGCACCAACUUUUUCUUCUUCUUCCGCAUGCUGCUCGUGUGGUACAAGCGCGAGUUCGCCUGGAUGGACACGCUGCACCUCUGGGAGGUCCUGUGGACAGACUACCUCAGCAGCAGCUUCCACCUCUUCGUCGCGCUCGCCAUCCUCGAGAAGCACAGGGAUGUCAUCAUGACGCAUCUGCAGCACUUUGACGAGUUCAACGAACUCUCCAACACAAUGGACCUCGACUCGACCCUCAUCCGCGCCGAGGCCCUCUUCCGCCGCUUCAAACGCCUCGUCGAAGCCGUCGACAAGAAGGGCAACUUCCCGCCACCCCGCCUGCACAGCCCCGACGAGGUCAUCCAGAGCCCCGACGCCGCCAGGGUACGGCCCGCCAGCGCCAGCCCGCCAGAGGACGCUUCGACUUCGGCCUCGGCCUCGGCCACACCCUCGACGCCGACUUCUGAGCCGCAAGGUCGAGGUGCUGCCGCGGAAGAACGGUCGCGAACCUCGGCGACGGGCUGCCUGCGGAGAAGAGGAACGUAA